AUGGAAAUGAACACGAAUAUCGAUGCAAACGCAUCUGAACAAUCAAAUGAAAUUCAAGCGAAACCAACAGUUCAACGUUCAGCUAAAGGGCCUGUAUGUAUUGAUGAAUGCUCAUUCGAUGGUAAAUAUAUUCAACUGGCAAAUACUUCCGCACUGAAAGAUGCCGAUCUAAGCGGUUGGUGCCUUGUUCGUAGUAUUGAUAAUGCCCCGGAAAUAUCGUUUACCAUGCCGGCUAACUGUAAAUUGGAGAAACGAAAAACGGUGAGGAUUUAUGCUGGUAAUCAGGACGGCGGUAAAUCAUCGUGCGAUUUAGUCUCAUCAGACUUUGAUACAUGGGGUGUUGGUCAUGUUAUCGUUACGCGUCUUCUGAAUAGAGAUAAGGAUGAGAAAGCAGUUCAUAUCCAACGGUUUCUUAGCUAG
Messenger RNA from Adineta ricciae, 420 nucleotides. The record is from the annotation of a GenBank genome assembly. Lineage: Eukaryota; Metazoa; Rotifera; Eurotatoria; Adinetida; Adinetidae.